UCAUCAUCUUAUCUCCUUAUAAAUAACGUGUCAAAGAUCAUCUUCAAAUACUUAAUUCAUGCCAUAUAAAUACGCAAUUUUGCAACAAUUCCAUUACAUUAUACAUAACCAUGGCGAUUACAUACACAACCGUUCUGAUUCAAUCCCUAUUCCUCUUCUUUUUUCUCUGCAAUCCUGUAAGCUGCGACGACAGAGAAUCAUACUCUAAUCGACUUCGCGGUCGAUCUACCGGCUGUUUGCGCACAAAAAACGCUACAAUUUCCUUUCAGAAUAAUGUAAUUACUCUUUUCUCUGAUUUCAAUCGCCAAUCUUCCUCAAUCGGCUUCUACAAUAACAGCAUAGGAGACAUUCCGGAUAGAGUCUAUGGCUACUAUAUGUGCCGAGGUGAUGUUAGCAACGGAAUUUGCAACAAUUGUAUUAUUAAUGGCACGAAAAUGGCUAUGGAUUUCGAUUGCGAUUAUGUCGAUGGAGAUUUUGAAUCGGAGUUAUGCAUAUUCCGAUAUUCAAACCAUAAUAUGUACGGACUGUUAGAGAUGAACUUAACAUCGACAUUUGAUUACCUCGAUUUAAACAUUUCAAAUUAUCAGCAGUUUAAUCGGAGUUUAUCGACAACAUUAGAAGCUGUGAUUAAUGAGGCUGCUUUUGGUAGUGCUAACAAUGGUGCUUCUUCUAGAUUAGGUUUUGCUACGAAAGAAGGCAUUGUUUCGAGUAACGAGACGAUAUAUGCACUGGCUCAAUGCACACCUGAUAUUGUUGGAGUUAAUUGUAGUCGGUGUUUACGUUCUGCAUUUAAUCGAAUUAAAGGACGAGCUCCAGCUGCAGUUUCUACCAUGGCUUAUAAAUGUCAUCUUCGUUUUGAUAAUGUUUCGUUUUAUGAUCUUGGAAUGUCUAAUGAUAGUGCAGGGAAGCAACUUGGAUCUUCUCAACUUUUCGGCUUAUUCUCCCUUAUGUUGUUUAUGUUGGGAUAGGGAUUUAGGAUAUUAGGAAUUUGGAUUAAACAUUGUGUAAGUACAUGGUAGAUGUACAUAUUUAUGUGGUAAUCAUGUAAAUUUGAUAUGAUAUAGAAGUAUUAUGUUGGGAUUAAUAUGUAUGGGCUAAUGGUGUAUAGUAGUAUUGAGCUUGAGUAAUUAGGUUAGCCCAUUUUCUAUAUUCUUGAUUGUGUAAUGUAUUGCUUUUUUUUUUUUUUUUAAUUUUAUCUAUAUAUUUAAAGGAAUAUUUACAAGCC
Molecule: messenger RNA, 1225 nt
Organism: Amaranthus tricolor (Joseph's coat)
Lineage: Eukaryota; Viridiplantae; Streptophyta; Magnoliopsida; Caryophyllales; Amaranthaceae
Product: putative cysteine-rich receptor-like protein kinase 9
Exons: 1
Coding region: 111-968 (285 amino acids)
Source: RefSeq, a predicted model, not a curated record